AUGCCGCCUGAUUUACCAGGGUUUUACUGGGAUGCGGAAAAGGGCAGGUACUUUAAAGUGGUGGCGAAUGGUAAAACUACUGUGAACCAACAAACCAAUGAAUUGACGCCGAUGGAAAACUAUACGCGAUCGUCUUUAAACUUGAAGAAACGAUUGUCAGAUCGUGUUGCCAAGAACCCUGUUCCAACGUCUGCGUUGCCGCAAAAUAUUUCUAUGAACAAACUUUCCGAUACUUCAAUCGCCAGCAUCAAAGCACAGCGUAUUUUUGGCACCCCGCGAGCGAUUAAACCGUUGUACACUGAUGAUGCCAUAUCGAACUGCGUGCAUUACGAUAAGCAGGAUCAAUUGAUAUACGGUGGCUCAUCUAGUGGGAAGUUUGUUUGUUUGAACCCGGGAGGAUUCGAACUUAACCCUGGACCGGGCCUCGAGCAGGCUAUCACGAGCAUCAGCAGCAACCGAACGUUUGUCUCGUUUACCCAGAACUCCGAUCAGGGCUCGAGCUAUGUGUUUAUUUAUUCAAAACCGACAGGUCAAUUCGUGUCCUGCCAACUACCCAAAGACCGUUUUGUAAAUGCGUCCCAAUGGCACAACAAAACGCUUUUGGUGGGAGGUCUAGGCGGAGUCCACGAGUUUGAUCCAGAAACCCAGAAGUUUAGCAGAGUGCAAAAGUUUGAGGCGAAUUCAGCCUCAGCACUGGACUCUGAUGGGGAAUUUUUUGCGGCCGGUUACCGCAACGGAACUGUCAAGGUUUACAAGGGAAAUGAAGGAAUCAUUAUUGACCAUAAUGCGAGCGUGACGAACUUGAAACUGGUUGAAGGCAGCAGGGCACUAGUUACCGGCUUUGACGAUAGAAUGUGCCUGUAUGAUCUUCGCAAACCGUCAAUUCCCAUCGUGGUGUACAAAAGCUAUCAUAAUUACAGCACUCCCCACGUCGGCCUCGCCCUGAGUCCAGAAGGCACAAUGGCGGCAGCGGCCGUUGACGAUGGCUCGUUGUUGAUCUACAACCUGCUCAAGCGCUCUCCGGUCUACUGUCCAUUAAAAGAAAACAAAGUUAAUAAAGCUAUACGCGGAGUGGAGUGGGUGGACACCGGGGAAAUUCUUAUCAACGAUGGCCACACCCUCAGCAUGGCCGGCUGGGGUCCGUCGACCCGGGCACUGCAGCCAGCGGGCCCCUCCGAGCUGCCAGGAGCAGUUCGAGCAUUUUGGGAACAGAUUCUGUAG
This is a messenger RNA of Wickerhamiella sorbophila, 1221 nucleotides long. Its product is annotated as p21-activated protein kinase-interacting protein 1. The coding region runs from base 1 to 1221 and encodes 406 amino acids. Gene Ontology annotation, molecular function: protein binding. NCBI's taxonomy places the organism in Eukaryota, Fungi, Ascomycota, Dipodascomycetes, Dipodascales, Trichomonascaceae. The record is from RefSeq and is a predicted model, not a curated record. Gene Ontology annotation, cellular component: Cul4-RING E3 ubiquitin ligase complex. The transcript has a single exon.